Molecule: messenger RNA, 1323 nt
Organism: Ipomoea triloba (trilobed morning glory)
Lineage: Eukaryota; Viridiplantae; Streptophyta; Magnoliopsida; Solanales; Convolvulaceae
Product: scarecrow-like protein 18
Exons: 1
Coding region: 1-1323 (440 amino acids)
Biological process (GO): meristem initiation; regulation of DNA-templated transcription
Cellular component (GO): nucleus
Molecular function (GO): sequence-specific DNA binding; DNA-binding transcription factor activity
Source: RefSeq, a predicted model, not a curated record
AUGUUAGGCUCAUUUGGUUCUUCAUCCUCUUCCAGAUCCCACGACGAACAGGAUACUACUAAUAAUCAUAAUAAUAAUGACCCGCCUUCAUCGGUGGUGGCUCCGUUGCCGCCGUUUCAGUUCCACCAGAUUCAACGCCGGAGGACUGUCUUCGCUUCUUCUUCAUCUCCUCCGGCGAUUCAAAUGCGGCAAUUCCUAAUCAGCUGCGCUGAGUUAAUCUCGAGAUCUGAUUUCUCCGCCGCUCACCGUCUCAUCUCGUUUUUGGCUUCUAAUACUUCUCCUUUUGGCGAUUCCAGUGAGAGAUUGGCGCAUCAGUUCACUCGCGCCCUUUCUCUCCGCCUCCACCAGAGCAUCUCCGCCUCCGCCUCCGCCGCAACUCCGCUGCCGUUUCCUGAGGCUCAGAUAGCUAGUGUUGAACAACCGGGGCUUGUUCAGUCCUCCUAUUUGUCUCUCAAUCAAAUCACGCCGUUCAUAAGGUUUACUCAUCUCACCGCGAAUCAGGCGAUCCUGGAAGCGAUCGACGACGGUCAACGAAAUGCCGUUCACAUCCUUGACUUCGACGUCAUGCACGGCGUUCAGUGGCCGCCCUUAAUGCAAGCCCUAGCGGAUCGCUACCCUCCCCCGACGCUCCGGAUCACCGGCACCGGAAAUGACCUGGAUAUUCUACGGAGAACCGGCGACCGUCUCGCCAAAUUCGCUCACUCCUUAGGGUUGAGAUUCCAAUUUCACCCUCUACUCCUCAGCAACAACGAAGAUGACGAAGACGUCGACCCUCCUCUAUCCUCCGUCGUUCUACUCCCGGACGAAACCCUAGCCGUGAACUGCGUGCUUUAUCUCCACAGACUCCUGAAGAAUCGCGAGAAGCUCAACCGUUUUCUUCACAGAAUCAAAAGCAUGAGGCCCAGGGUGGUCACCGUGGCGGAAAGGGAAGCGAGCCACAACAGCUCUUGCUUCCUCCAGCGGUUCGUGGAGGCGCUGGAUCACUACGCCGUGGUGUUCGACUCCCUGGAAGCGACGCUGCCGCCCAGCAGCCGGGAGAGGGUGGCGGUGGAGCAAGUCUGGUUCGGGAGAGAGAUUGUGGACAUUGUGGCGGCGGAGGGAGAGAAGAGGAAAGAGCGGCACGAGAAAUUCCGAACAUGGGAGAUGUUGUUGAGGAGCACCGGUUUUAGCAAUAUCGGUUUAAGCCCUUUUGCUCUGUCGCAGGCAAAACUUCUUCUCAGACUCCAUUACCCUUCAGAAGGUUACCAGCUCCGUGUCAUCGCCGAUUCUUUCUUCCUCGGCUGGCAAAACCAUCCACUUUUCUCUGUAUCUUCUUGGCACUGA